Molecule: messenger RNA, 5056 nt
Organism: Mugil cephalus (flathead mullet)
Lineage: Eukaryota; Metazoa; Chordata; Actinopteri; Mugiliformes; Mugilidae
Gene: prkx
Product: protein kinase X-linked
Exons: 8
Coding region: 610-1668 (352 amino acids)
Biological process (GO): protein phosphorylation
Molecular function (GO): protein serine/threonine kinase activity; ATP binding
Source: RefSeq, a predicted model, not a curated record
UCUCCAAAGAAAACGAUAAAAUUGUCCCAGCAAUUUUGUUCUACAUACUAAACAUUUGCAUUGCCUUUUAUUUUGAAGCUGUUGUCCGGAAAUUACUUGAACGCCAAGUCGGGGUCGCUUCCUGGUUGAUGUGGAAAACUGCUGGGGUGAGGUCUGUUGUUGAAGCAAAUAAUGGAGGAAAUCAGUAAAAAAGAGCCACGGGAUAGUUCAAGUUAGUGGGAGCUUGAAGAAGUUGUUUCCUUCUGAUGUAACAGACAUUUAUUCCUUUUUGCGUAGUGCCGCGGUGCAUCUUCGCAUUAGCUCACUAUGGAGUGUUAGCCGCUAACCAAAGUCGCUAACGCUGCAUGCCGGUGCACCUGACUCCGGCUCCUUUGUCUCACUCAUGUCUUCAUUUCUCAGUGUCUGUUAGUUAACUUAACUUUUUUAAGUCAAACGCCAGCUUUUACUCCUCAAGUGGAAAGCUCCCACUGUUGGUAUCGAGGUACGCUGUCAAAACUAAACGACAAAGAACGCGAAAAGAUAAGUCUUUCCCCUCUUCCAGAAAUGUUUCAUGUCAUAUCUGCAAAUAUUUAUUUGUCGAAUUAGUCGAGCUAGUUCCGAAACAAAGACAUGGCGUCCUCCAAAGCAAAGGUCGGGGUAAACGGCGGAACCAACUCCGCGAAAGAAAGUAAGGGCAACCCCAGCAGUUCGACUGGAGAAGCAUCACCAAAUGUCCGGAUUUAUUGCCUCGAUGACCUGGAGACCAUUGCCACAGUUGGUACGGGGACCUUCGGCCGAGUGUUCCUGGUUAAGGACAAGAAGAGCAGAGCCUUCUUCGCCCUGAAGCAGAUGAAGAUCCCCGACGUGAUCCGGCUCAAGCAGGAGCAGCACGUCCACAACGAGAAAGAAGUGCUGACGGAGGUCAACCACCCCUUCCUCAUAAGACUGUUCUGGACUCACCACGAUGAACGUUUCCUCUACAUGCUCAUGGACUACGUGCCGGGCGGCGAGCUGUUCAGCUACCUCCGUAGCCGGGGGCGCUUCAGCAACACCACGGGCCUCUUCUAUACCUCUGAGAUCGUAUGCGCUAUCGAGUACCUCCACUCCAAAGAAAUUGUGUACCGAGACCUGAAGCCUGAGAACAUCCUGCUGGACAGCGAAGGGCACAUCCGCCUGACAGACUUCGGCUUUGCUAAGAAGCUCUCUGACAGGACCUGGACGCUGUGCGGCACCCCUGAGUACCUGGCUCCCGAAGUCAUCCAAAGCAAAGGUCACGGCCGAGCGGUGGACUGGUGGGCCCUGGGCAUCCUCGUCUUUGAAAUGCUGGCUGGGUAUCCACCGUUCUUUGAUGACAAUCCGUUUGGGAUCUACCAGAAGAUCCUCGCCGGAAAACUGGAGUUCCCACGUCAUCUGGAUUUCUAUGUCAAAGACCUCAUCAAGAAAUUUUUGGUCAUUGACCGAGCCAGACGGCUAGGCAACAUGAAGAAUGGAGCAGACGAUGUGAAGAAGCACCGGUGGUUCAAGACAGUCGACUGGGAGGGAGUUCCUCUGAGAAAACUGAAGCCUCCUAUAGUUCCCAAAGUUACCCACGAGGGGGACACCUCCAACUUUGAUGUUUACCCAGAUGACGACUGGAAGAAAGACCCUCCCGUGCCUCCCAAGGACUUGGAGACCUUCAAGAACUUCUGAACUGUCCUGACCUACCCUAGCUUAUUUAUUGAUUGAUUGAGAAAAUAUGGCGAGAUGAGACGCAGUAUAUUGUACAGCUACCAUUACAGGUGUAACACUUAUUUAUCAAAGCGGAUGGAGGGCAGUGUUUCAUCUUUAAUGACCACCUCUUAAAGUCCUAAACGUCAUACGCUGUGACAUGUAUCAAACCACAGAGAUUAUUUGUUUUUUUUUUUAUAUUUUUUUUAUUUAUCUGACUUAAGUCAGAUCUUUAUUUUUUUUUAAUUGUUCUUUUUUUCUCUGAACCUGUUUAACUCCCACAAAAAACGGAGAAUAAUCAGGUUUUUUGAUACGGGCGUAUUUUAUAUUUUCUCUCUUUUUAAGAUGUUCACGUAGUCAUAUCGUGGCUAUUUGAAAAACACGCGACAGGUAGCACUUGUUAAAAGGUGCCUUACAUCACGGUGUGAUGGGCAUGAUGUCUCACAGUUACACAAAGCUCACUUGAAAUCAUUGCUUCUUGCAGUGUGAAAGUGGUUAAAGACUGUUCAUACAUAUUAGGUGCUAUUGUAGCGAACAGGCUGCUGAACUCCUGUCAUGUUCCAUACUGUAAAGGCAUCCUCCUCCAGCUCUGUUAUUUCAUCUUGCAACAAGUUUAUACACAGCCAAGGACUUAGUUAUUACCGCAGAGCCACACCUGGUCCACAGGUGAACUACAGACUUUCCCACGACACUUCACACAUCAUCAUUAUUGUUGCUGUCACACUUUUAAUGUCAAGUCAUGUGAGGUGAAACAAACGUAACCCAUCACUAUUGAACACUAUAUCACUACGUGUUAUGGUUUACCAACAUGUUAUCCGUUAGCAUUUUUUUUCCAUUUUGCUAAGGAUAAAUUUGGGAAUCCUGGAGAUAUUGGCCUUCAAAAACAAACUACAUAUAAUGCGAUUUUGUGCCUCAACCUUCAUCAUAAUGUAAAAUUAUCUCAUUACCAGGUGUUCACAGAGUGAAUAUCCCGUUUUGCCACAGGGCAAGUCUACACUUCCGUCCUCAUCAGCGUCUUCGCAGGAGGUAUUCAACCGUAAUAAUUAGUGCCAGGCGACACAAAGACUCAGUGUGAUUAAUUUGAACUUUUGUUUUUGCGCAGCGCGUUAUCUCGGAGACAGCGGCGUGCGUGAGCCCAGACAGCAAGUAAUGGAAAAAUGACAGCUGAUGACGAUGAAAUAAGGCAGAAUAAAGGUCGGCGUACUCGUCCCAACGGGGAAAAAUAAAAAACAACUGGCGUUAUCUGCCUCAUUUUUCAGUGGCAUCCUGAAUUAUCACACAGGGCCCUGAUGAAAGGAAAUGACAUAUUGAACUGACUGUCAAACACAGACAUCACACUGAACUACUGAAAAAGUGCGAACGUGCAUUGUUUUUGCAUGUGUGUAUUGAAUUUAUAUGUGUAGUGGUAACAUUGGUCUAAACAACUUCUAAAAUAUAUUGGACAUUUUAAAAUGUACCAGAGUUCUUGAAUUUCUAUUAAGAAUCCAGAAGCUGCUCAACGACCUCUUCCAAUCAUUGAGUCAAUGGGACAUACUGAUUAAUAGUCUUUACAUGUAUUUGACAGUAGGGUUGUACUCUUUAUAAAUAUGGACCUAAAAUGACAUAAACCAUCCUUUACAAAAAAAAAAAAUGUAUUAUAGUGUUUUAGUUUGGCCCAAGUCCCAUCCACUAACAUGGAGGGUAUGGAGCUUAUGGCCUAUACUGCAGUCAGUCACCAGGGGGAGCUCUACUUGCUUUGGAUUUCGAGCAGAUGUUCGUCAACCAUCUUUAUGCUGUCUGUGGUAGUAAGAAAAAAGUAAACUGCGACAUAUUAUCGUGAGAAAAAACAAACACAGGAUUUAAAGUUAAAAUUAAUUAAUUAAUUUUAAAUGAUAGUGUUAGCCUAAUGGCGUAAUUGCCUAAGUCAUAUUUGAAAGUUUUUGGAAAAUCUGGGAAAAAAAAAACAAACUAAUUUUUAGCAAGCACAUUGGUGGUUUUUUUUUAUAACAAUAUCAGAAAACUUAAGCAAUGAGUAAACCAAGCUUUAUAAAAAUUAAAACCAAUGAGUUUUUUCUUUUUUUUUUUUUUCAGUUGUAAUGUCUGUAGGUGUACGUUUCAGUCCAUUGUGUUUAGUUUGAGUCUGCAUGGACCUGACAACUGUGAACUGGCCUCGAGAGGAUCCGUGACUCACACUGACCUGCACACAGUCGAUAUCUAAUCAAAUAAUGAGCCUUACACUGCAGUGAUAGAGAAACCGAACGAGGCCAAAGUAUCACAAAGAGCGCAUUGAUGAUGGUAGAUGGUAGCUAGAACCUCUCUUACCAGAACCAACCCUUACAGUUGUGAAACAACUCAUCUUCAAGCCGUCGCCAUCAAUCUAUCCGACUCCCACUCUUGUAUUGACGUAUGUGUUAUGUCAUAUCUCCUGUUAGCCCACUCAUAGAAACACACUUGUCAAGGAUGGCACCUUAGUUCCUUAGUAACAGCUUCCUGAAAGCAUCUUUAAAAGACUGUUCUCUACAUAUUUUACUUUUUUUUUCUUCCUCUUCUUUGUUCAUCUUCCUUGCCCAAAGCAGACACCUUCCGUACAUUAACCACGAUGCAACUCCUCCACCUGCAGUUCAGUCUGGGAUUGGGACGUGUUAUGCUGCUUAUGUAGCCAGCGACUUUCUAGAUAGCGGUACUUUGUGAAUACAGCCUCAAAAACAAUACGCUGAACUUCAGUAUUAGGAAUGUUAGAUAACAUAACGUAGCGUGGAAUGUGGGAAACCCUGUGCUAUGAACCUCUUAGGGAUUUCUGGUAUUCAUUGUAGUGUAUGAACAAAACUAUAAUAUCUCUGUCGGCACAAAAUACCAAUACACACUGUAUAUUUAUUGUUUUCAGAGACACUUAAUCCACUAUGUUACUUAAUUCAUCUACUGUUAAUAGCCACGGUAUACUACGUACAGGCAUGCACAGACAUUAUUCUCAUUAUAUACAGUACUACUGUAUCUGUUAUUUAUAGCUUUUAUAUGUAACUGGCACACAUCACGAUGCUUAGAAUAUUCCACUCCACACUGUUUUUUUUUAAAGCUUUUAUCUGCUAAGUAGGGGAACAUGGUUUGUUGGUGCUAUUCAAUUUAGAGGAAUUUUUUGUACUUUUUUUCCCCUUUACAUCCUUUCCAGAAUCACACUGGCAGAUCCUUGACCUUUGCCUUGAAACUGUUUUGUUUUUUGUUGGUGCAAUCAUCCUGUUAUUUUCUACCCACUACAUAGCAAUGCCUUUUCAUAUACACUAAUGCCCUCAAUACCUUUAGCUACGAAACUUCAAGCAAUGGUGUAAUAUGUUUGUAUGAAGACGACGGCGUCUUUGGAAAUGUUUGAAAAACUGGAAAAGAAACGUUCUCUUUU